CUGCCAAACUUUUAUCCAGAGUGGUUGUAUUAUAUUAUUACACCUACCAGAGUGUAUAAGAGUUCCAGUUGCUCCACAUUUUUGCUAACAGCACGGCAGGCCUUUUAAAUUGUUAAUAUUUUAAUAGGUAUGUAGUGUUACCUCAUUGAGAUUUUAAUUUGUAUUUACCUGUUGAUGAUUGACUAAUGAUGUUGAGCAUCCUUUCAUGUGGUUCUUUGCAUCCCCAUAUCUUUGUUGGGAAAAUGUUCAUAUUGUUUGCCAAGUUUUCUUUUUUUUUAAUUUGUUUUUUCAAGCUUGAGUUUUGAGAAUUCUUUAUGUAUUCUAGACAUGUCUUGUUUCAGAUUUGUGAUUUGCAAGGAUUUUGUCCCAGUCUGUGGCUUGGGCAAUGAAUCCAUCCCUUGUCUGUAAAGAGGCAGUUCUGAGAUUCCCACGGUUGGGAAUGAGGAGGCCUUGAGUUGGGUCCCAGCUCAUCCAGGCAAGAGUGUUGCUGUUGGCUGAUAAUGGAUUUUUAAGAAUAAAUUAAAAAAAUUUUCCUGUUUAUAAAUGUAAAGUUUGCUCAUUGGAGGCACUUUUUAAAAUGCUGAAGUGGUACCUAAGGCAAUGAGUCUGGGACAUGCUUGACAGCUCCAAGCAGAAGAAGGCCACUGUUAAUGCCAUGCAUAUCAGAGGCAUGCAUACUUGGGGCUUCCCGUGUACUCAGCUGGGGCAGCAGGAUUGUUACAGGCCUCCUCCACUUUGGGGAUGAGGCUCUUGACUUCCUCUUAAUUUCGCCUGGGGUGGCCUCUAAAAUGGGGUGGGCUGAGAUGGCAGUUUGUUCCCCUAAAUGUAAGUUGAGUGCUGCAUUUGCAGGGCCUGGUCAGGAACUGGUCUCAGCACUUAAUACAUGUUCAUGAAAUAUAAAGUAAGUAAAGGCCUUGGUCAUGUGGCAUUAGCAUAUGUCUUCAGAACAGAGAGCUAAUAAAUAAAGCUUAGGAAAGUAGGGAUUUAGAAUGACAGAAAUGGAAUUAAAUGUGUUUGAUUAAUAUUGGGAAAUAUGAUAUGAAAGUCCAACACAGAUGCCAUAAUGUUAAGGGCACCUUGUCUUUGGUGCUUUGUUGAUGAAAGCAUUCAGUCUUGGUGCCAAAAAGACUUAGUUUAAAAUUACAGCUCUGCUGGAGUUUCCACUGUGGUGCAAUGCUAUCACUGGUGUGUCUGGAGCACUGGAACACAGGUUCAACCUCUGGCCUAGCACAGUGGAUUAAGGAUGCAGCGAUGGCGUAGGUUACAGUUGAGCUCAGAUCUGAUCCCUGACCUGGGAACUCCAUGUGCCUCGGGGCGGCCAAAAAAGAAAAAAAAAAUUUAUAGCUCUCUGCUACUUGCUAGCCACAUAGCUUUGCAUCACUAUUUAACCUAUUUAGUUCUUUCACUUAUACAUUGUAAAUAAUUAUAUGUACCUGAUAGGGUGAUUAUAAGAGUAUAGGAGAUAGAGUCUGUAAGGUGUUUUGGUACUGUGCCUCCUACAUUGGGAGCUUGGCAAAUUUAAUUGGCUCCCUUACCAUCCAUUUGGAUCUGCAACUCAGGGCAGAUUGACCUACACAAAUCCUGGGGCAAUUUGCAAUUUCUAGAAGGCUUUCGCUCAGACGAAAUCUAUGCUUACCCUCCCUACUUGAUUUUCUGGGGUGAGUAGAAAGUAUGAAACUGAAAUAUAGGGCACUUGCUGGCACCAGGAUGUUUCCUGUGCUGUCACUUAUAUCUCUUUGCUUAUAUAUAUAGGGACUGUCCUCAGAAUGUGACAUGUCCUCCCAAGUUCCCUUCAACUUCCCUCCUGGUUGUUUUUUAGGAUUUUGCCCUGCUUGAGUGUACAAAGCUGAAUGUGCCAAGACCAGAGGGCGGAGAGGAGAAGGGUGUGUGUGUGUUCUGGGGGGGGGAAAUGCAGUCAUCUCACCCACACAGAUAUCUGCACUGAUGGGAAUUUAAAGUCGGCUGCAGUUUUACAGUGUAUGCUGUCCCUGAGUGUCUGAACCAGAUAACCAACUGUCAAGGCAGUUUGCAGUGCCUCCUUUUUUUUUUUUUUUUCCUCCAGAUGACUUGUUUCAUGAGGCUUAAACUGGUUAUGGCAUGUCGAGGAACCUGGACAGAUUUUUUUUUUUUUUUUUUUUCCUUUCCUCAGUCUAGUAUCUGAUUUAUGGUUACUGAGAUCCUUCCAGUUUCUGGUGUUAUCUGUUGAUUUUAGUUUUACUUGUAGUGAUUUCUUGGGCUGUUUCUUGCAGGUUCCAAAAUUGAGAGAGGUUGCAUGGUUCAAGGCACACAGAUUUCAAACUGGAAGUCCCUGCUCCUUAAUUUCUGGCUUUGUCUUCUGAAACCUAGAGAGGGUAACAGCAGAAGCAGCAAUGUUUCACUUCUUCAGAAAGCCUCCGGAAUCUAAAAAGCCCUCAGUACCAGAGAUGGAAGCAGAUGGAUUUGUCCUUUUAGGAGAUACAGCGCAUGAGCAAAGAGUGGCAGAAAGAAGCAAAGCUUUAGAUGUAGAAGGCAACCAGCAUUUGGAGACCAGCAAAGAAAACUCAUCCAGUGUGACUGUAGCAAGCCCUGAGACGGAAAAUAAGGCAGGCCAGACUCUGGAAAACAGCUCAUUAAUGGCCGAGCUUCUGAGCGACGUACCCUUCACCUUGGCCCCACAUGUGCUGGCCGUGCAGGGCACCAUCAGAGACCUUCCUGACCACUUACUCUCCUAUGAUGUCAGCGAAAACUUAUCAAGGUUUUGGUAUGAUUUCACUCUUGAAAACUCAGUACUCCGUGAUUCGUAAUCUUUACCUCUGUUUGCAUCUUAACAGCUCUAAAGACAAGUUUGCCUAUUUAACCUGUCUGAUGUUCUUAGCCAUUUCACUAUUUAAGGCCCUGAAAGGCCCUCAGAAAAGCGAGGAUCAUAAAGCAAAUAAUAUUAUAUUCAUUGCUCUAUUUUUUUAGAACAGAGCGUAUUUGUAUAAAAAUUGAACUUAAGAUCAACUUCCUUUCCCCCACAUAAUAUAAAAAUUAGUUUAUCAAAGUUUUAAGAAAGGAGUAGUUUCUAUCAACCCAUCUCUCAAAACACAACACCUCAAGUUUACGUUAGAAGAACUGUGAAAAAGAACUGAGGCAUUUUCUUUAGUUACCACAACCCUGAAGUCUCUCUUACAGUGAAUGUGAUUUUUGUUCUCUAGUUUGGAGGAAGAUUGAAUUGAUGUUUUUCCUUCCACUGUGUUUAUGAAUGAAUUCAGAAAAAAAAAAAAAAAAAAAAGCCAGUUAGCUUAAUUUCUUCAGUCUUGACUUAGACAUUGCUAUGGAAGUUUAAACCUUCUCCUAGGGAGCAGUGGUAGUUGGCUGUUGCUGAUACAAGAACAGUGGUUGGCUCUUUCUUCAUAGUGACACAUUUCAGUGUCCUUAAGCCCACAGCAGUCCUUUCCACCUUGAAGGAGUCCUGGGCUCCUGCCUUUGUUUUUUUGCUACUUCAGGGUGGGCUCUCCUCCCAGCUUUCCCAAGAAUAUCCCCUGCCUUUUUCUUCGUUGGCAUUUGCUGUCCUUACGACCUGUGUUCCUGGUUUAUGAAGAGAUGCAUAUUUCCUUUCAACCUCUCUCCCUCCCAGAGAAAAACAUCUCAUGAUGAUACAUAUUAUUGCUGAUAACACCCUUAUUUAGAAAUUUGUUGGCCACAAUACAGAUGGAAAUGUUUACUGCUAGAAAAACUGCAGUCUACUCAUUUCCAAUUAUAGUCAAAACACCUAGAUAGAACUUUCAGUUCUUGAAUAUCCAUUAUUUAUUCCAACUAAAACAGAAAAGAACUGCCAUUGGUCCAUAAAUUGUAAAGGGAAGGGGUAAACUGUGAUAGAGUAUUUUCUAUGCCAUGGAAAAUUUAAAUCACAUUUGUUCUGAUUAGCGGCAAUACAAUUUAUUGAUUCUAUGCCAAAUCUUAAAUACAUUUUUUCACAAAGAUAGAGUGCCAUAGCAAAAUGAAACACUGUGUGUAAAGGUACAUGAAUUAUUCAAGUUUUAAUGUGUCACGCAUGUUUAAUAAAUGUGGUAUGGUCUUGAUAAAAAUGCUAUAUAUUUCAAAGUUAAAGGAAAAUUUCUAUUAAAAAAAUAUGCUUCAUUUACAAAUAACUUUACUAUAUGAGGUAAAUGAUUAAAUUAGACCUUAACAGAGUUUUCAUAAAACACCAGUCUAGAAAAAUCUAAUUUAUUACUAAGUCAAAUGUGAACAUUUUAUAGCAGUUUUUGUGAAAACAUGUCUUUUGUCAAUAUCCAUGUUCUCUACCUUAAAGCCAAAUGUAAGCAUGACAUCAAUUUGUCUAUGUGUUAAAUUUUGUCUAAAAUACUUAUACAUUUCAUUUAUAUGUAUAUCUACCAUGUUAUACAUAUGCUUAUAAGCAUUUUCAUUUGUCUAGAAGAGAUUGUUAUAUUUAAAUAAAUAUGAAUUUUAAAAAAA
Sus scrofa (pig) is the source of this 4437-nucleotide messenger RNA. RefSeq names its product UBAP1-MVB12-associated (UMA) domain containing 1 (gene UMAD1). Lineage: Eukaryota; Metazoa; Chordata; Mammalia; Artiodactyla; Suidae. The record is from RefSeq and is a predicted model, not a curated record.